UUUAUCAUUUCUCUGGACAUAACUUUACUUAGUUUCGAUAGUUGCGAAAGUUUGUAAAGUAGCAGACAAAAGUGCACUUGGUAUAUAACUACUUACUGAAAAAGUAUCCGAGUCACUUCGCUGAUGAGAGUCCAAGAUGCAAUUUCACGGGAUACGCUUCGGAGACACGCGAUGUCGAGCGACACGAUUUCGUCUCCUCGGUGUCUUCAGUCUUCUCUUGACUCUCCGCCUCAACGAUUGCCCGGCCACAGGAAAAACGACGGUCUCGUAAACGAAUUUGCUGGCGCAUGAUUAAGUCGCCCAAACUCGCGAGUCGCGUGUCUCAGAUGCGCAUUAAUCUCUUCCUCGAUUUUACCUCUUGAUUGACACUCUAUUAAUUAUAUUUUUCUUUACCUAAAGUGUUUUUUUCAUUUUUGCUAUAUUAUAAUCUUUUCAUAUUUCGUUUUUUAAAACCAUCGUCCCUCGUCGACUGACGGUUCCUGGAAGCGCAAUGACAAUCGGCGAUCCGUCAGAUCGGUCGUCGGAAUCGGGAGGAUCUUCCGGUGACGUCGAAAUUAACGUCGAUGCACGUAAAACUAGUAUAUUCACCCUUUAUGCAAGAAUAUUUCGGCUGCUUCUCACAUCGCAGACACCGAAGCUCAACGACGAGCUACAUGAGAGGGAACUCGAAAAGUUGAUUUUGCCAAGCAAUGAAGAAUGGCGUCACCGAGUUUAUCACAGUCUCGUCGAAUUACAGAGAGAAAAGGACUCUGAGACCGAGGAUAAAAGGUCGGAGGAUUCUAAACGGCAUAUGAGCCGAAAGAAUUCGCAGGAUUGGGAGUGCUCCAUAGAAAAAGGACAUCUUCCCAAGGGAAGGAAAGACGAAAGUCAGGAUAUUGUUGCUUCCUUGAAGGCCAUCUCGGGAAGUAGUGGCUCGAUGACGGAAGCUUGCGUGGAACCGGGUUGGCGUGUCAACGACAUCGUACUAGCUGCCCAGGUUCUCCAAAAUGCUCAACCCUCUCCGAGUUAUGCUAACGAAGCUGAAAUGAGACGUGUCUUCGGUCUAGUAUACGACGUUUUGAGAUAUAAGAACAUUUUAAACCGUGCUCUCGAAGACAGUGGAUUUUGGCAGGAAAAUUCCGCCCUGAAACAACGAGAGAAGGUGGUCUGGUUAUUAUUGUACGAUAUGCAGGGGAGAAAAUUUGCACGUCGACGCAAUGGAAACGCACUUGAGACUCGAAACAGAAUAUUCAAGACUUUCGGACUAAAAGAUAUCGAAGAUGCUCUUUUGAUGUCAAAAACCCAUCUGGCAGCAAGCAUCUCGCGUCUCCGUAUCGGCGGUUCGGCUCUCAGUCUUGACGAGCUUCUUCCGAUGCACUUGCGUACCGCCGAGGGGAUAAACUGGUCCGACGAAGGCGCGAUUGCUUCCGGAUGGAUCAACACCAUGAGAGUAGCUGAUAGGGACGAGUUCAUCAAGGACAUGUCGCAGCUAAAACUCGAACUCUGCGACGAUAUUAAAGCCGCGGAGCUCAACGAGACCGACUACAUCUUCGAUCCAGUUUGCCCGAAGAUGAUCAACUUGCACGACAAGGCGCGAGAGAGACUCGCCGUGUCCGACCUGGUUCGCAGCCAUCGGUUCGUCUUUCUGGAAAGAUCCUUGUGUCUCGGAGCGGCCAUGCUGGCGCAGGCGAUUCGCGUCGCGCGUCUUUGCGGACCUGUGAUCCUCACGCAUUCGAUCGCUCCUCGUCAUACGGGUUACUUGGCGGGACUCCUGGCUGACAUCGAAGACGCCGGGAGGCUGUUGGUCUUCGGCGCCGGAGAUCAUCGCUGCGAGUACGAGGCUUAUCUCGGGAGUCUGGGUGUUACUCUGCAACAUUGUCGAGUUUUCUCCCAAAAAUAUGUCUCGCCACCAGCGUCUAUCGAGUUAGAAAGAGCGACCGUCGUUCUAGCGACUCCUCCGUGUAGUUACACCGGCAUCCGGGACAUCGUAGACCUCGCUGUCGCACGUGACGGUGACAUUAGUCUAUUGGAAUCGUUAACUAGCGAUUUGGCCGGUGAAACCAAGCAACCCCGCGCUUUACUCGCUGAACAAUUUUCCACCCUCAAAUACGCGUUAACCAGGCCGAACAUACAGUUCCUGAUAUAUCAAGUGCAUACAAUUCUGCCGUCCGAAACUACGGAAAUGAUUCAACAGGUUGUCGAAUAUGCCAAUCGGAUAGCCACAGAGAAGUACAUUCGCGAACAUCCUCCGAAAAGAAAGACUGUGUCAAAAGAUGAUAGCGGGAAAGGUUCGAAGAUAGUCAGACAAGCCAGGCAGGAACAAUUGAAGGAACAGUCGGAGGGUCAAUUGCAGGUGCAACCCGAACAAACGAUCUCGAUCAAGCAGGAAGAGGAGGAAGAGGAUGAAGUGUCGUUAGUUACGACUGACAUUGUUAUCCCCGAUAGUGAUUUGUUCGAAGUGGGAAGUAUCGAUGAAAUUUACGGCGAGGAUAGCGAACAGAUGUUGGAUCCGGGUUGCUUCGUCGCCAUAAUCAAACGAAAGGAGAUGAUGCAGUUUGAUUCGCUUUUCAUGAUCAAAGUCGCGGAGUCCAAAGGACUGUUUGGCAAUCCCGACAAGGAACGAAAGCAGAAAGCCGAGGUAACACCGGCAGCGCGUCAAAUAUCACGAACGAAUCGCCGAGGUCUCAAGCGUGCCAAGAAAUACGAUCUGUAUCGACUCGAUAAAGGGCCGACCGAGGAAUCGACCCUAAAUGUUGACGAUGCCACGUACGCUCUCAAAAAAAUGAACUACAUACGUCGAAUGGAGCACAAAGCCGCCGAAUUGUACAGACAGCGGCUCAUCAAUGGUUUCUUACACUUAUACGCCGGUCAGGAAGCUAUAGCAGUGGGUCUGAGAAUGGCCAUGGCCGAGAAGGACACUGUCAUCACGGCGUACAGGUGUCACGGUUUCGCCGUCGUGUUUGACAUUCCGGUGCGCAUGGUACACGCGGAAAUCAUGGGUCGUAAAACGGGCGCAGCCAAGGGUAAGGGCGGUUCGAUGCACAUGUACGCACCGAAAUUUUACGGCGGCGACGGUAUCGUCGGCGGACAGGUACCAAUCGGCACUGGUAUGGCCCUGGCCCAUAAGUACAACGGUACAGGCGGCGUGGCUUUCACAUUGUACGGCGAUGGCGCGGCCUCGCAGGGCCAAGUCUUCGAGGCCUGGAAUAUGGCGAAGCUUUGGAAUUUACCAGCGGUUUACAUCUGCGAGAAUAACCGAUACGGCAUGGGCACGGCCGUGCACCGGUCCUGCGCGAAUACGCAGUUAUAUACACGCGGAGAUCUUAUACCGGGAAUAAGGGUCGACGGGAUGAAGGUCGUGGAUGUUCGAGAAGCUAUACGUUUCGGCAGAGAUUACGCACUCAGAAACGGACCAAUCGUGAUAGAGAUGACAACCUAUCGUUAUUUUGGACAUAGUAUGAGCGAUCCCGGCUUCUCAUAUCGCACUAGAGAAGAAAUUAAGACUGUACAAACCGAGCAAGAUCCAAUCAUGUUGUUGAACAAGGUCGUCGUAGGAAAAGGACUUAUGACCGAGAAAGAAGUUGAGGAUAUACGAAGUACAAUGUACAAGAAGGUCGAUGAGGAAAUGGCGCAAGCCAAGGCCGAUGAAUGGCCGGAAUUGUCGGAAAUUUCGGCCAAUAUUUACGUCAAACCAUUGGAAAAGGUUCGCGGUAAAGUUCCUUGGGAAACAUACUAGAGAAUAAUCGUGUAUAUAAUUUGCCAUCGGUGAAAAUUAUUUGUUAAUCCUGUGCUCAAAGAUGUAAA
This is a messenger RNA of Camponotus floridanus (Florida carpenter ant), 3783 nucleotides long. RefSeq lists its product as uncharacterized. Gene Ontology annotation, molecular function: oxidoreductase activity, acting on the aldehyde or oxo group of donors, disulfide as acceptor. The transcript has 14 exons. Bases 491 to 3715 code for a protein of 1074 amino acids. Lineage: Eukaryota; Metazoa; Arthropoda; Insecta; Hymenoptera; Formicidae. The record is from RefSeq and is a predicted model, not a curated record.